Molecule: messenger RNA, 918 nt
Organism: Scheffersomyces amazonensis
Lineage: Eukaryota; Fungi; Ascomycota; Pichiomycetes; Serinales; Debaryomycetaceae
Gene: TPM2
Product: tropomyosin
Exons: 2
Coding region: 111-596 (161 amino acids)
Source: RefSeq, a predicted model, not a curated record
UAGGACUGAGGGAGUGGGAUCAACAAAACUAAAUAUUUACAACACGUACUUCUUCUUUACAACCAAUUCGAACCAAUUGGAACCGAUUUUCUACAACAUCGACAUCAAUCAUGGAUAAGCUUAAGGAAAAAAUUAACAACUUGAAGUUGGAUGCUGAAAAAUGGCAAGAAAAGUCUGAUGAUUUAGCUACUAAGAUUAAAGAAUUAGAACAAGAAAACUUAGAUAAAGAUCAUCAAAUUCAAGCUUUAACUAGAAAGAAUCAAGUUUUAGAAGAACAAGUUGAAAAAUUAGAAACUGAUUUAGGUACUGUAAAGCAAACUGCCGAUGAAUCUCAUUCUUUAAAGACUACCAAUGAAAAUUACUCUAAAAAGAAUCAAGUCUUAGAAGAAGAAUUAGAAGAAGCUGAUAAGAAUUUAAAGGAAACUACUGCUAAAUUAAGAGAAACUGAUAUUAAGGCUGAACAAUUAGAAAGAAAAGUCACUUCAUUAGAGGCCGAAAAGGAUGACUGGGAAAAGAAAUUCGAAGAAUUAAGUGCCAAGUAUGAUUCUGCUAAGGCUGAAUUAGAUGAAAUCAGUCAACAAUUAGAAGCUAUCUAAGUUUAAUUAACUAUUUAGUUUUGUCAACCCUGGGUUUGUGAGUUGGGAAAGAAAAAGAGUAAUUAAUACAAUGAAUUAAAGAUUAAUGAAUCAAAUCGUAUUUUAUCGCCCUAUUACGAUUAUAUACGUAUUUAUCUAUAAAUAAUUUUAUACCUAACUAUUUAGAAGUAUAGCAAAAGUUGUUUAUUUUCUUUAUUUAAACUACUUUUAUACUUUAACUAAAUAUAAUAAUUUAUAUAUAUAAUAUCUUAUCAGUUAUUUUACAUCUCUCAUUCUAUGAUGAAAAUAUUUAAAAGCAACUAUAUAUAGAACAAAAGAUAAG